AUGUCUCGUCUCGUUGCCCAGCAUCGACUUGGCGACCCAACCGUAUCUUUUACGACGAUCCUCGAUCAUUAUCUCGGCCGUACAUCUCCCCUAUGUCUAUCCCCGCGUGUGGAUAACACCCUCGAGCCCUUUUCACACUUAAACCUGACUCGAAUUAUUACGUGUCUAUACGGCAAUCUUGGUCCUCGGUACCUUGGCUUCUCCAUCAUUACCCCUGUCCAUCGCAAUGAUGAGACCUCCAAUCGUGCCGAGUGGACUGUGGGAUGCUUGGCCUACCAAUCACCGUCGUGCGAUAGCGCUGCAUGA
Molecule: messenger RNA, 306 nt
Organism: Rhizoctonia solani
Lineage: Eukaryota; Fungi; Basidiomycota; Agaricomycetes; Cantharellales; Ceratobasidiaceae
Exons: 1
Coding region: 1-306 (101 amino acids)
Source: RefSeq, a predicted model, not a curated record